Messenger RNA from Micropterus salmoides (largemouth bass), 5936 nucleotides. RefSeq names its product leishmanolysin-like (metallopeptidase M8 family) (gene lmln). The coding region runs from base 249 to 2249 and encodes 666 amino acids. Gene Ontology annotation, cellular component: cytoplasm; membrane. The transcript is spliced from 16 exons. Gene Ontology annotation, molecular function: metalloendopeptidase activity. Gene Ontology annotation, biological process: cell adhesion; proteolysis. The record is from RefSeq and is a predicted model, not a curated record. NCBI's taxonomy places the organism in Eukaryota, Metazoa, Chordata, Actinopteri, Centrarchiformes, Centrarchidae.
CCGGGCGAUCUUCGGCGCACCGGGCUCUCCUCCUCCCAGCAGCGAACCAGGAUUUACCGUGAACCUGCCGGUGUCACUGCGCGUUAACUCCACAAAACGGCCGUGCGGGAGUUUCUGCGGGAUGCGAACAUGUUCUGAUUCACGCAGCGAGCGAUGAGUGAACGCAGCGCCGAGGGGACCGGAGCGGCGGAGCGUCUGUUGACUUCGGGCUGCCGAGCUCCGCUGGUUGUCGGACAGGUCGGAGGAGGAUGGAGCCGAGGCUGAGCGGGGAUGGCGAGCCGUCCGUGUCCCGGUUCCUCGGCCCUGCCCUCGUCUUCUCCGUCCUGGUCGUGUUAGCGAGCUGCCACGGGACGUGCAGACACCGAGCCCCCUCUCCCGGCGAGGUUGUCCAUCAUGUGUACUUGAAGCCCGAGCGCUUGAUUAAGAGAAGCUCCCCCGACGACCUUCAGCUGAAGAUAAAGAUCAUCUACGACUACAGUGUUGACCAGCUUCCUGCAGACCAGAGGAGGCUGGUAAAGGAUAAACUGUUUCCUCAGGCCAUCGAUUACCUGCAGAGGGCCUUCAGCGUGAGGCGCAGGGUCGGGCCCGUGUUGCUCAGCAGACAAUGUGCGACCAACCAGUACCUGAGGAAGAGAGAUGACCCUCAUCGCUACUGCCAGGACGCCUGUGCCGACGUGACCCGGUGCGGCCCCGUCAUCGUACCGCAGCACCACCUGCAGCAAUGCAAGGUGUGCAGCGAAUCAGGGAAGUCUUGCGGCCCCUUGGGGCCCCCAGAUGGCCCCGGAGUGGAAGGGUCCGACUUUGUGCUGUACGUCAGCGGCAUCACCACGGAGCGCUGCGGACAAGAGAACAUCGUGGCCUACGCUGCUUACUGUCAGCUGGAGGCGGAGCUGGACAGACCUGUAGCGGGUUAUGCCAACCUGUGUCCUGCGAUGAUCUCCUCUCAGCCUCAGGAGUUUGAGGGGAUGCUCUCCACUGUCAAACACGAGAUCAUCCAUGCUCUGGGCUUUUCAGCAGGACUGUUUGCCUUCUACCACGACGACGAGGGCAAACCUCUGACUCCUCGCUUCGCCAGCGGCCUGCCCGCCUUCAACGAGAGCCUGGGUCUGUACCAGUGGAACGAGACGGUGAUCCGGAGGGUCACCCGGCUGUGGGACAUCAGAGGAGGAGAGAUGGUCCGACACCAAGUCCACGUCCUGGUCACGCCCCGCGUCGUGGAGGAGGCGAGGAGACAUUUUAACUGUCCCAUCUUGGAGGGAAUGGAGCUGGAGAACCAGGGAGGGACGGGAACUGAACUGAACCACUGGGAGAAGAGGCUGCUGGAGAACGAAGCGAUGACCGGCUCCCACACCCAGAACCGGGUGUUUUCUCGGCUGACUCUGGCCAUCAUGGAGGACAGCGGCUGGUACCGAGCCAACUACAGCCUGGCUGAGAGGCUGGACUGGGGCCGCGGCCUCGGCUGCGACUUCGUCAUGAAGAGCUGCAAGUUCUGGAUGGACCGCCAGAGGCUGAGACGUCACGCUGUGACUCCGUACUGCGACACGGUGCGAGCUUCUCCUCUGCAGCUCACCUGCAGACAGGACCAGCUGGCUGUGGCCGUCUGCAACCUGCAGAGAUACCCGCAGGAGCUGCCCCGGGAGUACCAGUACUUUGACAGGAUCCCUGACGUGGCAGCUGAAGAGUUGCCGCUGUUCGGCGGUGCCGUGGAGAUCGCCGACUUCUGUCCCUUCAGCCAGGAGUUCAGCUGGCACCUCAGCGGGGAAUAUCAGAGGAACUCGUACUGCAGAGUGUCGGAGAACCAGCCAGACUGGUGGAGGAACUACGGGGCGGAGCAGUACGGUCCGGACUCCGUGUGUCUGGCCCAGAAGUCGGCCUUCGUGAUGGAGCAGUGCACCAGGAAGAUGACGUACCCUGACUGGGGCUCCGGAUGCUACCAGGUGUCGUGCUCGGCUCAGGGCCUGACGGUGUACGUUCAGGAUCGCUCCUUCCUCUGCGUCCGUAAGGGCCAGCCGCUGAGCGUCAGCGUGCGACUCAACGACUGGGUUUACAACGGCGUCCUGAUCUGCCCCGCCUGCACCGACUUCUGCGCCGACUGUCCCCUCCCCCACCAGCUCCCGCCCAUCAACGCCUCCAGGAGCGACCCCAUUGACCCCUGCUCCGGCUCCCCGGGUCCGGCCCGCGCUCUGUGGCUCCUGCUGCUCAACCUGCUCCCCCUGGUGGCCGGACUGCUGCUCUGCCACUGCAGCUGAUGAAGCGCACGCUUGACUGAACUCUCCUCUGUGGAUGUGGGCUGCAGAACUUCUGUUUCACUCCGUCUGUCCUCCAGCUCCAAAACACUCUUUUUACCUUUCCCAUCUCCACUUGAUUCCUCCUUCAUCUCCCCUUCCUCAGGACGUCCGCUCCUCCCGACUCUCAGCACCGUCGGGGAUCUUUGAAUCCAGUGCAGCUGUAUGGCAGCUCACCGAGCGGAUGAAUCCGCUGUCGUUUCCCAUCGACACAAACACGCAGGACACGCAGAACCGGGUCGCCUGCUGCUCAGUAACAGGAAGUGGGCUGCAGGCCUGUUCACGACAGACCAGGUGUUGCAGAAACCGAAAGAUCAGCGCGACGGUGACAUCCGGUGGCAGCAGGCGGCAACGCUUUUAAUCUUUUUAAUAAAAACCUGUCGUGUUCGUAUAAAAAUGACACUUUUCUAAGAUGCAUUUCCUGUUCUGUACCGGGAGGCGGGUGGUGGAACCGGUUUCCUCACCUCCUCCCAACAGGUCCCUUGAGUUUAAAUCCAUUGUGUCCCGUCAUGAAGCGACGUGAACCUGCAGCAGCGGUGCGACAGUUGAAGAUCUGGGUCCAGUGCGGCUCCGUGGUCACAGUUCGAGGUCUCAGCUGAGGUUUUACAUCAACGCCGGCUGCAGGUCCAUCCUAAGAGGCUCCUAAAUCUAAUGUGUGGACAAACAAAAGUCCAAUUUAUACUUCUGCGUCAAAUCUACGUAGCUUGAUGCACACCGCCCCAAAAAUUUAACUACACAUUGCAGCAACGCAAACCGCAAGGACUGUGAUUGGUUGCACCAGGAAGUGUGCUUUAAAGCCAAUUACUACUUGCGGCCAAACCAGACGUCUGCCUAAAGACUUUUAUUGUGAAAGGAACGGCGUAAAUCGGUCCACAACAUCGGUCUCAUAGCAUUUGGAAAGUGUAGAAGAGCCGCACGAUUAUUAUUUUACCACCAUUCAAGUUAGCGCAGGGCUAAACAGGAAGUUAGUCAACACGGCAUUUUGGUGCUACAACUGCAGAGAGACGCCAACUCGCAGGUUUUAAAUGCUCACGACGGCGUGGCCUAAAGGACGGCUCUGUUUAGGUGAUGGAAGGCUGCGGUGAACCGGACUGCGUGGACAGAGCAUGAGCCGCGCCGUCCAGUAGAAGGCAAGUACAAGCACGCCAAGCCGGACUGGGUCACGUCACCGACUGUCAACACAAAGCGAAGGCGUGGUUGCAGCAGGACCCUCCCUCACGAGCGGUUCAGACGUCUUUAACAAGUCACGUGCAGAAGAAUCCCAGCCAGGGUCUGUCUGCUGGUGACUCCCAUCAUGCACCUCUUUGCUUUAGAAAGAGGCAUUGAGCAUCGGGUUAAAUCCGCCGCUGCGAAGUCUUUAACUGUGAAACUCUUCUCGACCACCAACUAGGCGGAACCGGCGGCCCGCGUCUGGUUGUUUAGCGCCGCCGUACGAGCAAACCAAUCAGAGAGUCUCACUGAGGUCUGCUGGAGGCUGUAACGAGCCGGCAGCAGAGAUUAAGAUUAUUUUAGAGUUUGAACCCAGAGGAGAGGACGGCGAGAGGAAGAAGAAGCCAUGCGCACACGUGGGGGAAACCCUGUUAGCUGUCAGUCAUUAAAGGCUGUCUGCUUUCGGACAAUGAAAACCUGAACAAGCCAUAGUUCGAUGAUGAUGAUGAUGAAGAGGUGACGCUGAAAACGUUUGUUGCAAAGAUUCAAUUCAACAUCUGCUCGGCGGCAGCUGAUGUCAGGACGCCACGGCGUUUUGACCCUGACGACAGCUUUUAAUUAAGGUUAUUGUAGUUUGACAUUUUUCAGUAUAUUUUUAUUUUCAUUUCAUUUUGACUUUUUGUUGUUUAAUUUCAGUUUUAGAUAGUUUUUAAAGCUAAUUGGCUAUUUUAGUUAGUUUAAUGCUUCUUUUUAGUUUAGUUUCGGUGUUAGUUUUAGUCUUUGGGACGCUUUCUCCCGACGUUUGCCGCCACGAUGCCAGGCGAUGGGCGUGGGCUAAAAACUGGCACAGUAAAGUACCCGGGACUUUUUCAAGGAACUAAAAGGUUCGUUCAGCCCGUUAAAUAACCGGCCGUAUGUUCUGAGAAGUGAGUAGCCUCUACUCGGCCAAUCAGACAUGUUCAGCACUGGAAGCCCCGCCUUCCGAUUAGGGCUGGGCGAUAUGACCAAAAAUGAUUUUUAUAUUCGAUAUCGAUAAUUAUCACCAUUAAUGUCAAAUCAAAAUAGAAGAAACCAGAUGAUUCAUUAUUUAAAAACUUCUUAAAUCUGAGGUGGAACUAUUAUAAAAUCUUUCUCAUCAGUAAAUCUUUUUUCAGUUGUCCGUGAUUCAAAUGAAUUAAACCAAAUAUUUAUUGACGAUAUAUUGAACAGUUAUUAAGUUGUUAUUGAGUAGUUUUAUUGCCCAGCCCUCCUUUCAGAGUUCAACCCCCCGAGCUGAGACUGUUUUAGGGGUUAAAUAAAGACCCUGAUUUAGACCCUUCGGCCCUGUGAAAUAAACUGACAAAGAUGAAAACUAAACUCUCUAAUUUUAGUUUAUUUCAGUGAGUUCUGCAAAGUUUCAGUUAUCAGUUUUUUUACGUAAAGCCUCGUUUUUAUUUCAGGUAAAGUGUUGAACAGUCAAAUCAACAGCUCGGCUUUUUACACGUUUCUUUUAUUUCCUUCAGCCACUGAACUCACCCGGCCUGUAUUUGGUGACCGGCCUUUAAUUCCUUUUGCACCGAACUGUCGCUCAGCAGAGAUGUGAAACAGGCUGCUAUCGAACUGUUUAUUUCAGCCAGUAUGAAUUUUACUUACCGGUAAAUCUGAAAUGUUUCUGUAAAAUGAGCUGUGGAGAAUCACAUGUUCACAACUGGACCUCUGCUUUUAAUUGAAGUUUUCCUGUAGCCGUGGUUUUUAGUUUUUCCUCUCUGCAGUCUGCACAGGGUCCCGGUUCGAGUCCGUCUCGGACCAGUGCCGAAGGUGAACCCUGUAUGUGCUGCACAGUGGCGACUCAACGCUGCCAGUUAGGAUGAGUUAAAAGCAGAGAACGAAUUCCCCGUCUGGGAUCAAUAAAGUAUAUUUAAAAUAAUAAUAAUAUUCAGGCUGCGUUCACAGACAGCAGCUCUCUGAGGUUCAUCUUCGCUCUUUCAUGUCUUUUCAGCCAGCUGAGAAGAGAAACCUUUCACCAUUUCACUGUUCUUCACCUCCGCUGACGGUUAUUUUAGAUGAAAAGUUUGAUGUUUAAAACAACAAAUCUCACGUCUGUGUGACAAAAUCAUCUGAGACGUUUGACUCGUCCCGCGUUUAUAUGAUGAGAUGAAGCACUGAUGCAAAAGAACUUAUUCUAUUUAUCAUCAUGUUAUGUGAAGGAAACAUUGAGUUGUCGGCGGUCGUUCUGUCUUUGAGAUGAACGAACGUGUCGAACUGAAGGAACUGCUUUGUUUGUUGUUUACAGUUGAACGUAUUAUUGUUGUUGUUGUUGACACGUUUAGCUUCAGACUGUACCUGGAGGAUCUGACCUCGGCAGGCUGUCGACUUACUGUGACGACUGAAGCUGCACUGAGUUCUUUGCAUUAAACUGAUCUUUGUUGGAUUUCUUUCUUUUUUUAGAAAAAGGGCUGCUUUUUAAAACAAAUCAGGACGACAAACGUUUGUCUACCAAAAUAAAUGCUGUCUGUAUCCCGG